AUGAAUGAGGAAGUGGAAGAAAAUGAGUUCAUGUUACGACCGAUAAACUGCGAACUGAAUCAACUUUCUAUGCCCGAUGGAUCGGCUAUGUUGAUGCAAGGAAAUACCGCAGUUGUAGCUGGAAUUUAUGGACCAAUAGAACCGAAACCACAGAAAAUGAUGUACGACAGAGCAUCAGUUGAGGUGACAUAUACUCCAAUCAAAGGACCAGCUAAGGUGGAUGACAGGAUGACAGAAAUGUAUAUAAAGGAAACAUGUGAAGCUGCAAUAAUUGUCACAUUCCAUCCAGCAACAGCUAUAUGCAUUAACAUACAAGAGUUAGAAGAUUCUGGUGGGCUAUUAGCUUGCACAAUCAAUGCAACCUGUUUGGCUCUUAUCAAUGCAGGAAUUCCAAUGAAAUUCACUAUUGCAGCAGUUAACUGCAUGAUAGAGGAAGCUACUGGAAAUUUCAUACUAGAUCCAGACAGUGUUCAAUUGCAGGAUUCCAAAGCCGAAUUCACGUUUGCCUUCGACAGUAUGAAAAAGGACGUCAUAUGCUGUUAUACCGCUGGUCGUUUCACGGAGGAAGAAUUUCUAGAAGCAAUAGACAAAUGUAAACAAGCUAGCCAAUAUAUAUUCGAUUUUUACAGAAAUCUUGUAAAAAAAUUUGCGAAUUUAAUAUAA
This is a messenger RNA of Habropoda laboriosa, 663 nucleotides long. RefSeq names its product exosome complex component RRP46 (gene Rrp46). Gene Ontology annotation, biological process: poly(A)-dependent snoRNA 3'-end processing; nuclear mRNA surveillance; U4 snRNA 3'-end processing. The record is from RefSeq and is a predicted model, not a curated record. The transcript has 5 exons. Bases 1 to 663 code for a protein of 220 amino acids. NCBI's taxonomy places the organism in Eukaryota, Metazoa, Arthropoda, Insecta, Hymenoptera, Apidae. Gene Ontology annotation, cellular component: cytoplasmic exosome (RNase complex); nuclear exosome (RNase complex); nucleolus.